Fusarium coffeatum is the source of this 3180-nucleotide messenger RNA. RefSeq lists its product as uncharacterized. Gene Ontology annotation, biological process: regulation of transcription by RNA polymerase II. The record is from RefSeq and is a predicted model, not a curated record. Gene Ontology annotation, cellular component: nucleus; SWI/SNF complex. Gene Ontology annotation, molecular function: transcription cis-regulatory region binding. The coding region runs from base 1 to 3180 and encodes 1059 amino acids. NCBI's taxonomy places the organism in Eukaryota, Fungi, Ascomycota, Sordariomycetes, Hypocreales, Nectriaceae. The transcript has a single exon.
AUGGAUCCUUCCGCUUUUAUGGCCAAUUCGGGCCAAUUCAAUCCUGCUCAAUUCCAGAACCAGCAACAAAUGGGUGGUGCCAUGCCUAAUGGUCCAGGCUCUAUGCGCAAUGCCUCACCUUCUUUCCAGAAUCCUGCAUAUCAAACCAAUUCCGUCAUUCCAUCGAAACGUCCUCGCCCUCGCGAUGACAGUCUCGCUGGUUCCCCCAGUCAGAAUCCCGGCAUGCUUCCGACGUCGCGCUCGGAGACGCCGCAGCAGCAAUCAUUUGCCGGCGGAUUUCAACCCGGCGCGGUUCAGCAGAAUCCUGGCCAAUUCUCCCAUCUUCAAGCAAAUGGAUCCGCCAACGCAAGUCCUUCGCCGAUUAUGAGUAACCAAAUGCGACCGGGAAGUGUUCCCCAACGAGUUGCGACCGCGUCGCCGCAUCCUUUCUCGCCCAGCGGCCAGCAAUUUAACCCACAGACGUCACCGAUACCUUCCGAACAUGGCACUCCGCAGCCGAACCCUUAUAUGCAGAACAUGGCGCAGGGCUUCAACCCGAACUUUGCUCCAUCCCCCUCGAACGCCCGACCUUCACCGAAUCCGAAUGCGAUGGCUGGUAACCAAAUGAUGGCCCAGCAGAUGGGUCAAAUGCCGCAGCAUAUGGGCCAGAUGCAAGGCAACAUGUAUCCUCCUCAGAUGCAGCAACCUCAACAGCAGCAAGGCACACCGCAACAGCAACAAGGCCAACAGCAGCAAGGACAACAGACCCCUCAACGCCAAGGGCUUACCGAUCAACAGAAGAUGGCCGCUUACCAGAUGAGAUUGCAGCAACAACUUCAAGGGAACGCUGCCCAGAUGCAAGCACAGAUGCAGGCGCAAAGUAUGGGUCGUGGUAUGAUGCCUAAUAAGCAAAUGCCUGAAAUGCCUAAUGGCCAGAUGCAACAAGGUGGCAUGCGGCCACAGCAGAGGAUGAUGCCCAACAUGAACCAGGAACAGUUUAUGAAGAAUCUUGCAACCCUGAUGAACUCCAAGGGACUGCCAUUAGAUACCAACCCGAUGGUGAUGAGCCGGCCCGUCAACCUGUUCAUGUUGUUUACAGCUGUUACAAACAAAGGUGGAUAUAAACAGGCCACUGCGACUCCGAAUGGCUGGCCGCACGUUGCUCAGAUGCUUGGUUUACCAGCCCAGAACCCUGUGGUGCCACAGGCGUUGAAGACGAUAUAUGAACGCAACCUCUAUAAGUUUGAGGAAGUGUGGAUCCUUCAACAACAGAAGCAGAGGAUGAUGCAACAACAACAACAGCAGCAAGUCCAGCAGCAGCAACAACAGCAACAACAACAUCAGCAGCAAGCGCAGCAGCAGCAGCCCCAGCAACCACCACAGCAACCACCUCAGGUGCAAGGGCAACUCAUGGGACAAGCUACACCACAAAAGCAGAUGCCGCAGGCACAACACAUGAGCCAAGGAGGAAUGCCUCAACCGGGACAGCAGCCCCAAAUGCAGCAACAAACUCCCAUGAAGCAAAUGACCCCCAACCAACCUCCAGUCAACGGAUUCUCUACACCUCAACCUCAGAUGCAACCACAGCCUCCGACAAUGCCAGGCCAGACCCCUCGUACGCUGUCACAAUCGAUGGAAGGCUCAGCUGUGCCGGACUUCUCGAAUGCUUCAUCUCCAGCCGCCAAGAGAGCGGGAAGCAUAUCUCAGAGUGAAGGACGCCAAGCCUCUGUUGUGCCUACUGCAGUUCCAGAGAAAAUGCCCCGACUAGCCCCACAGUCAGACGAGUACAAUCCAUGUGCUCGGGAACUCGCCACGUUUGGCGGCGUUGACCUGAACGCUUUUAGCAAACUGGGCACCGAGCUUGAGCGAUGGAAACCAGAUGUGCCUCCCUUGCACGAACUCGGCAACAUCGACAUUGCUGCUCUUACGAAGAGUUUGCAAAGUGGAAUUCAUGGGGAGACCCGUCUGGCUCUUGACGUGUUGGCAGCUGCAUCUUGCUCUAUGAAUCAGCUCCACUUUAUCCGACUUCAAUACUGCGACGAGCUGAUAGAAGCUCUCAUCGAGUGUGCAGAGGAUCAGGUGGAGAUGUUGGCCGAGCAUACAGUUGAGGUUUCGGACGAGAUUCAAAUAUCACCUUACGAAGAUGUUCUGCGAGCCUGCCGUCUGGAACGAUUCAAUAUUCGCGAUUUGCCAGUUUUUGGCACACAAGAAUAUGAGUUAGAUCGAGCCGUGGAUCGGUUGAUAUGUGUUACGACAAUCCUGCGCAACUUGUCAUUCCCCGGAGAGGCAAAUGAGAAUCAUUCUGUUCUUGCAGACGAGAUUGUUAUCAAAUUCCUUUGCGUUGUCAUCAGAUAUCUUGGUACAAGGACGAUGCUUUUGCGAUCCCAGAAUAACACUCUGGACUUUAUGAAGGAUGUCGUUGUUCUGUUAUCCAACAUCGCAGGCACAAUAGAAAUUCCAGGACGGGAACAGGCUCUUUGCCUCUUACAAUUCCUCCUGGCAUUUGCACCAGCGCCGGGCCCAACAAUCUCGGACGGAACGCUCUUCUUUGCACAAUACGAACCAAGCCUGCACGCCUACCUGCCGCAUGCUGUUGAUGCGCUCGCAAAGUUACUGGCACGUGAUGAGCCUAAUCGAACACAUUACAAGACUGUCUUUGCACUUGACUCUGCCAGUAGUCCUCCAUAUGAGCUGCUGACUCGGGCCUUUGGCUUGGCGAUAGCCCCCAUUCCAGAUAAAGCGAAAUCACAAGCACGACUGCCGAACUUGCCAUCACUUGUCGAGGUUCGCAAGCCUUUCUUAAUGCAAGGAUUGCUUUCGGCCGAAAUAUUGGCAUCGCUUGCACCGGGUCAUGACACUGGAGUUACCCAGGCUUGGCUAUCGUCUGGUAACGACUUCUCCCAGAACCUCUUCAGGUUAGUUCGUGAGCUCAGCCAGCAAUACGAGCAGCCUCAAGGUCAAGGUCCUCGGGCAGCUCCACGGAAAGACCCAGAACUUGUUUAUAUCGUCGUCGUUGCGGUCGCACUUUUAAGAAGAUUGGCCGAGAAGGCCAGAGAUCCCAACGACCCCAAUUCUUCGAUACCGGCCAAGGCCAUGCCGGCACCUCAUGCUCUUCUCGAGGCUUUGUCUAUGCAAUCUGCAGAGUGGUCAAAGGACGAGGUGCUACAGAAACUCUCAGCCUUCUUUGCUCUCGGGAGAUAA